Messenger RNA from Moneuplotes crassus, 2239 nucleotides. Lineage: Eukaryota; Ciliophora; Spirotrichea; Euplotida; Euplotidae. The record is from the annotation of a GenBank genome assembly.
AUGUGGUAUGAAAAUGACUACAUUCUUCAUGGAAUGUUUCAGAAUUAUCUAUAUAUGCUACUCAUACUACUAUGAUUCUUUAUUCUCAGAUAUGCACUCAUCUACUACUGUGAGAAAAUAUGGGUUGUGAUCCAAACAAGUGACAGUAAAUAUCUUAAAGUAAAUUUGCAUGAACACCCUGCAAAAGUGCAGAUGAUUAUCGACCAAGUGCUUCAAAAAGAUCAUUCCUAUACGUCUGAAGACGGAUCAAUGUACAGUUCAGAUACCAGUAGUCUGAAUACUCCUCUGAUGAGCAAGCAUAGUGGAAAUGCGAAUAUAGAAUUUCAUGAUAUCCACAAUUACUUUAGUGAUGAUUCAGAGGACCUUGUGUUGAGGAAAAGGCAAUCAAGUAUUCCUUUAGCCCAAGAAGGAAUGUCUCAGAACACUCCAAUGCUUCCCUUAAUCCUCGCUCAAGAGCUUGAGGAGAAAGAAUUAAAGGCAAGGCUACAAAAGCAUGAUGUGCAUCAAAAAGUUAGGUGGUGCAAACUUCUUCUUAAGAUUUCAAAAAUUUUGAAAUGGUGAAUAAUCUUGAUGGUUUGAGUCCUGUUUCUGCCAAUCUCAAUGUACUCAAUAGUUGAGUUUUAUUGGACUAUCUUGAUCUCCUUUGUGAUUUUAAUAGCUUGAUACUUUGAUCAAAUUUAUAGCGAGAAUAAGUUUGUAAUUCUUGACAUUGAGUUAAAUUUUGAUCCAGAGUCUUCUCAUAUCUAUGAGCCUGAUGUUCCAAACAUCAACCAGUUCACCAUGCGAUCCCUCAAGAAGACGCUAUCUUUCUACAUUACUGAGAAACCUACUGCUUUCAUGCUCGGAUUGACUCUAAUCCUGAUUUAUUCAUUUCUCUUUCCGUUCAUUUCAUCUGACUUAUGUGUGGGAUUAUACGAUCAGUCUGAGGGAUUAGUGUUCAAUGAUGUUGUAGUUUCCACUUAUUUCAGUAGGUAUUUGGAUAAAUAAGUUGCUUCACUCUGGAGUAUCUCAUACAUACCUGACUCUGUCAGGCACUCCCAGCACAAGCAUGAUUAUUAAUUAUCAUAUUUCAGGUGAGACCUGAAAAGACCCAGUAAAAUGCGACCUUGAAAUCCAGUAUUGGCCUCAAGGAGAAGAAAAUAUCAAAAUGGAUAUUAAAGGUGAAAAUGUACCGUAUAAUCCUCCUGAGAAGAAAGCAGCCAGACUUGUUUACUCUACCAAGGUAGAUGGACUUAAGCCAGAUACUAUUUACGAAUUUAGAGCUGUUUAUAAUGACUAUUCUACCAAUCUGAGAGAGAUUGCUGAUAUCAAAAAGUUCAGGACUUUUCCAGAUGACCCGCAGCAAAACCAAGAUUUCACAGUAGUAUUUGGAGGGAGUGUUGGAAAUCUUGACUUAAGCAUCCAGAUGCAUAAAACCAUUUCUAAGCUAAACCCCUAUGCAGCAUUUAUUGGAGGAGAUAUAGCCUACGAUAGUGGAUUUAAUAGAUGAUAUUGACUCUGGGACCGGUUCUUAUACAAUUGGCAAAGAUAUAUGGUCAGAGAAACUGAUGGAGCUAUUAUUCCAAUAGCUACAACUAUAGGCGAAAAUGAUAUAGGAAGGAGUGCAUUUUCUACGUUAUCAGAGCCUAAUAAAAACAGCUUAAAUUAUUUCAUCUUCAUGCAUGGAUAUGAAUUGAAUCAUCAAACUGAUGCCUUCUCGAAGCUCUAUAAUCUCACAGGGUAUGGAAUUGAAAUAUAUGGAGUAAACAUUGGCUAUUAUGGCUAUUUUCAAAGAAAUGAUUCAAUGGCCUGGAUCGAGAACAGUUUAAAGCAGAACCCCAAUUCUUUCAAGGUAUUUUUCUAUAAUAAUCCAAUGUUCCCUGGUUGAAAGGAUCACCAGGCAUCUUAUGAAGAGGUCCGAACCAAUAUUGAACUUAGACAGAUCUUUGCAAAGUAUCGUGUUGAUGUUGCCUUUGAAAACCAUGAAAAUAUGUACAAAGUUUCUAACACAUUGAGAGAUAAAGCAGUGGUUGAGGAUAAUAAGGGUACAAUGUACUUUGGAGGAGGAAAUUGGGGAAGCAUUCCAACCAAAUGUAAUAUCGAGCAUUCAGAUCUCUAUUAUAUUUACCGUGUUUCUAAAGACAACCAUGUGUAUCUGCUUAAUAUCAGAUCAGAUGCUUCAGGAAUUUCAAAGGAAGUCAUGAGCAUAAAAAAUACAGGAGAGCCCUUAGACACAUUUGCUUUUUAAACUACUCUUCAA